Messenger RNA from Drosophila obscura, 820 nucleotides. RefSeq lists its product as uncharacterized. Bases 352 to 681 code for a protein of 109 amino acids. Gene Ontology annotation, molecular function: nucleic acid binding. Gene Ontology annotation, biological process: tRNA splicing, via endonucleolytic cleavage and ligation. The transcript has 4 exons. Lineage: Eukaryota; Metazoa; Arthropoda; Insecta; Diptera; Drosophilidae. The record is from RefSeq and is a predicted model, not a curated record.
GGGUCAGGCGGUGCUCUGCUAAAAAACAAGCAAAAUAAUUUGUUUAAUUAAAGUGCGCAACAAAUGCAGCAAUUUUAAAGCGGCAAGUGCCAUCAGUUGUUUUUGAAGCACUGUUUGUCUAAGAAUAUUAACGUGUAUCAAUUAAAGUGUGCAAUCAAUUAAAUUAAGCUAUCCCUACUACAAUCAAUUUGGUCUUCAAAGUAUUAUUGUUAAACAGUUGUUUUAGGUAGUUCAGCUGUUUCCCAAAAGUAUUGCUUCAAUAAGACGCUGCGGUGUUUUAAUUGUAUUCCAUUUCAAAGGCUUCCUCAAAUCGUAGUGGGCGUUGAAAAAGCAUUCGACAGUUUUGCAGCCAUGCUUCAGCUGAGGGAUUUUCAGAAUGUAUGCCCCGAUGAUUUGACAGCGGCCCUGGCUCUUCAGGUUUACAACGAUUUAAAAAGGGAUGAGCGAUGUGGCCACUUGCAGCCGCACUACGAUGAUGAUUUGAAGGUGUUUUACUUGCGUAAAGAGGACACACAGGCUGCUUACAUACCCUUGAUCCAUACGAAGGGCAUUCAUUUCAGCCUGGUUGAGGCAAUGCAAGAUAAAUUUGGAAAAAAUAACAUAUUUUUGGCCAUCGUGGAUAAUACAGGCAACAUUUUGUAUUACCAGGUGACCGAAGGAUUUAGUGAAAAGAAGUUCUAAACAUGUUUAAAUUAUAUUAGAAAACGCUGUCCCCCAAUAUAUUAAGAUUAUGUAUAUUUAUUUAGUCAAUCGUUUACAGACUGUCAGAUUUAUGUGAAGCAUUAAAAACCCAAUUUCAAACUUGUUUGAUGACUCAAAA